AUGUCUAACUCUGAUGCUAUCGCCUCCCAUGUUCAUGACGCUUUGCUUUCCCAUCUCCUGUCCUCGUCGUCUCCGCCGCUCUCGUUUAUCGUCACCGAUGUGACGUUGUCUUCCGUGAUCUCAGUGACUGAAAAUAUCCGUCUUCCUAAUUCACACUCUUCACUGCGUCGGCUCGGAUGUUGUCACUCGUCUUGUUUCCCCUCCGUCCCUUCGUCGAUUCCCAAGGCGUUGCUUCCUUCGCCGCUUCUGGAUACGGAGAGUUUCUUGGCGAAGGAUUUAUCGGAAAACGGUAAAUGCAUCAAGCGUUCCGAUGGGGUAAUCUUCUUUGCGCCAUCGGAGUGGCUUGAGAACCAAAGGGAAAGCUCCGUCGUUGAUGUCAGCUUCGGGAGUAGGACAGCGAUGUCUAAAGAGCAAAUAAGGGAGCUCGGAAAAGGGCUGGUCCUGAGCGGAUACAAGUUCUCGUGGGUGGUGAAGAGAGUAAAACCGUCGACAGAGAAGAAAAUGGACCCGAUUUAG
Molecule: messenger RNA, 516 nt
Organism: Hibiscus syriacus
Lineage: Eukaryota; Viridiplantae; Streptophyta; Magnoliopsida; Malvales; Malvaceae
Product: UDP-glycosyltransferase 13-like
Exons: 2
Coding region: 1-516 (171 amino acids)
Source: RefSeq, a predicted model, not a curated record